This is a messenger RNA of Bombyx mandarina (wild silkworm), 1545 nucleotides long. RefSeq lists its product as uncharacterized. Lineage: Eukaryota; Metazoa; Arthropoda; Insecta; Lepidoptera; Bombycidae. The record is from RefSeq and is a predicted model, not a curated record.
GGCGCUGUGUCGACCCUCGUUGCACAAUCCAAUCUACAGCGCAAACAUCUAGCGACUAGUGAAUUUCUUUUGGAAGCAAAGAAGAGGAGGGUUGACGUAGCGUUGCUCCAGGAGCCGUAUGUGGGAAGCCAGGGUAGAGUGAGGGACCAUCGGGGUGUGAGGAUCUUCCAGGGGAUCAACGGGCAGGGGGCUGUUAUCAAGUCAGCCAUUGCUGUGUUCAAUGACGGUUGGGUAGUGACUCCUUGUCCAUCCCUAACCACGACCAACAUCACAGUGGUGAAGAUCUACACUGGAAUACGCAAUUUAGUGGUCGUAUCGUUCUACUUUGAGUCGGAUAAGCCCAUUGGGCCACACUUAGAGCAGCUGGGGAAAGUGGUUGAAACACUGGGAUCUCGCGGAAUCCUUAUAGGGGGCGACACCAAUGCGAAAAGCGUGUGGUGGGGCAGUGUAGGCACCGACGCCAGGGGAGAGGAAGUGUUAGGCAUGCUAGGAGAAUGGGGAUUGCAGUUGCUCAACGAUGGCCAAACUCCAACAUUCGAGACAGUUAGAGGAGGUAAGCUCCUCACCAGUCACAUCGACAUAACAGCCUGCUUGGAGGAUAUCAUUGGUCUAAUAAGCGACUGGAAGGUGGAUGACACCAUGGCGAGCUCGGAUCACAACGCAAUAACGUUCGUAAUUAAGAAAAGCAAAGAUAAGUAUACACAAGCAAAAUCAAAAACAACUAGGAAAUAUAAUACAAAUAAAGCUAACUGGACAUAUUUUAACGAAAAACUCGAAGAAUUAAUAGAAAAUAAUAAUCUAACAAACACAGAAAUAAGAAAUAUCAAGGAAAAAACAAAGCUAGACGAAGUAAUAAAUAAAUAUACAGAAGUAGUCACAGAGGCUAGUAAUAGUGCCAUACCAUUAAUAAAGAUUAAAAACAGCAUGAACUUACCGUGGUGGUCCGAGAAACUUGCCAAAAUGAAGCAGGGAGUCGCCACCAGAAGGAGAAGAAUCAGAUGUGCAGCGCCAGUACGAAGAGCCAAGGUCGUCCGGGAGUACCUGGAAUCAAAAGAAUUAUAUUAUGAGAAUGAAGCGAAGAAAGCAAAGAUAGACAGCUGGAAGGAGUUCUGUAAGAAGCAGACCAAAGAAACCAUCUGGAACGGCGUCUACAGAAUGAUAGGAAAAGUGUCAGUGAAGAAGGAAGACCUGCCACUAAUCUACCGAGGAAAAACCCUAAGUGAGGAGGAGUCAGCGAAGCACCUGGCAGAAAACUUUUACCCAGAAGACAAGUCAGAAGAAGACAACGCAGAACAUCAAUCAAUUAGGAAAGCAGCCGACCGUAUAAAUGGAGGACAGGAUGAUGACUAUCAGGAUCCACCAUUCACAGUACAUGAAGUUUUAACGGCGGCAGAAAGCUUUAAUCCAAAGAAAGCCCCUGGAGCGGAUGGUUUGACUGCUGACAUCUGCAAGCAAGCGAUCCAGAAAAAUCCGAAGCUGUACCUGUCACUGGCAAACAGNCCAACUGCGGCAGAGAUGGGGCUGGACGGAAAACGAAAGCUGUGA